Molecule: messenger RNA, 942 nt
Organism: Octodon degus (degu)
Lineage: Eukaryota; Metazoa; Chordata; Mammalia; Rodentia; Octodontidae
Product: olfactory receptor 7D4-like
Exons: 1
Coding region: 1-942 (313 amino acids)
Biological process (GO): G protein-coupled receptor signaling pathway
Cellular component (GO): membrane
Molecular function (GO): olfactory receptor activity; G protein-coupled receptor activity
Source: RefSeq, a predicted model, not a curated record
AUGCAAGCAGUAAACUACACUAGACUCUCACAGUUCCUGCUGCUGGGCCUCUCAGAGGAUCCAGAAGUUCAGUCCAUUCUCUUUAUACAGUUCCUUUCCAUGUACCUGGUCGCUAUGCUUGGGAACCUGCUCAUCAUCCUGGCCGUCAGCUCUGACUCCCACCUCCACAUCCCCAUGUACUUCUUCCUCUGUAAUCUCUCCUUUGUUGACAUUGGCUUGAUCUCCACCACAGUCCCAAAGAUGCUGGAGAACAUCCAGGCACAGAACAAAGACAUCUCUUACAUAGACUGCCUCACUCAAGCAUAUUUUUUUAUUAUUUUUUUUGGAGUGGAUGACUUCCUCCUGACAGUGAUGGCCUAUGACCGCUUUGUGGCCAUCUGUUAUCCCCUGAAAUACACAAUCAUCAUGAACCCUCGCUUCUGUAGCUUUCUGGUUCUAAUGUCCUGGUUCAUCAUAUUAUGGAUAGGUCUGAUUAAUAUCCUCAUGCUGAUGCAACUCACCUUCUCUAUGGGCACUGUUAUCCCACAUUUCUUCUGUGAACUGCCUCAGCUUCUCAAGGUGGCCAGCUCUGAUGUCCUUAUCAAUAACAUCAUUCUAAACAUGAUAGCUGUCCUACUGGGUGUAUUUCCUGCCUUUGGUAUCAUCUUCUCUUACUCUAAGAUUGUCUCUUCUUUAAUGAAGUUGUCCUCCACUACAAGCAGGUAUAAAGCAUUUUCCAACUGUGGGUCUCACCUCUGUGUGGUUUCCUUGUUCUAUGGAACAGGACUUGUAAUUUACCUCAGUUCGGCUGUGACCCAUUCUUCCCAGGAAAACUCAAUGGCCUCUGUGAUGUACACUGUGGUGACCCCCAUGCUUAACCCCUUUACCUACAGCCUAAGGAACAGGGAUAUGAAAGAGGCCCUGAGAAGACUUCUUAGCAGAGCAUCAUCUUGUCUUUCGUAG